GCAGUAGUGCGCCCGCUCAGAGGGGGAGAAAGAGCCGCCGAGGAGGGCAGAAACACAAGAGAGGGGCAAGUCUUUCCACGAUAGCGCCGCGGCUUGGGAACAAACCAACUGAGUGAAGUUGGCUGGAAUGGAGCUGAGCGUUGCCAUUCUGAGCAGUUUCGAGUCGUCUACCUAAGCCGGGGCAUUUCGCGCAGAGCCUGGGGGGCAGUUUGCGGUUGGUCCCGAGGGUUUGUGGAGCCCGUAUGAAUCUGUUGCUAGCAGCGCUCGAAUGCUAGUUAGCCCCGUUGCUAAGCAGCUAGCCAACACUGCGAGUCAAUUGUGUCGGAGAUCUCGGAAAUACGUGUAAAAAAGCGGUUACGCUCAUCCGCAAAUCUCGGGGCUCGUUUUCCCCGUUGAGUUUUUGCUUUUUCCCAAGUGAGGGACGCUAAUAAGCGAACUCUUGAGUUUCAAUUUCGAUUUAUUGUCAGCGGAUAGUUUUUUUUCCCUUCUCUCUAUUAGCUUGUUAGCUGCUCUGGUUGGUUUAGUCCAUUUUGUCGGAGAUUUCUACUGUAAUAGCUGCCAGCGACAACAGCCCCUUGUUCUCGUAUUUGUGGACAUGAAUGAUUGUAUCGCUCGCUGACAGAGUGGUUUAGAGAAGCGAUACUUUGAGAUGCCACGCAUGAGAUACUUCAUGUUUCCAGGGACGCUUUUAUUUUCUUGUUAGACUGCUUUAUGGGAGUGCUAGUGUGCAGGGUUUUUCUUUAGAGAACACUAGAAUUAAAACAUUUUUUCUUCCCCACAUGCGAACCGGUUAUCCGUCCUUAUCCAUCCACCGCGCGUUGUUUCGAUGAGGUUAAAGCCCACAUUUCAGUCGCACUCUCGUUGUUUUCUCAUCUAGUGGUGCGCUCGGCUCCACGCUUGUGUUCACGCCGUCGGUGGUAACUUACAUGGUCGCUGAGACAGCGCGCUGAAACACGCUUUCAUUGGUUUGCGGUGGGGAAACGGCGAGAUUCGGCUCGAAGUAUCAUGGAUGAUCAGACCCGAAUGCUGGCUGGCCUGGGCGGACUCGGCGGACUCUCGCAAGCCGACGUGGGUGACCCCGAUUCGGUUCGGAAGCAGCAGUCCCUCGGACAGCCGCAGCAAGACAUUGGGGAUAUCCUCCAGCAGAUCAUGGCCAUCACCGACGAGAGCCUCGACGAAGCCCAGGCGAGAUGCUGGCCAGAGGAGGCACCGGCGCAGUGGACCCCACAGAGAGAGGGGGAGCUGGGGGGGAGUACAGCAGGGUGUGCCCUGCCGCUCAACUUCCAGCACAGAAAACACGCACUGAACUGCCACAGGAUGAAGCCGGCUCUCUUCAGUGUUUUAUGCGAGAUCAAAGAAAAAACUGUGCUGAGCAUCAGAGGUGUACAGGAGGAGGACCCUCCAGAUCCCCAGAUCAUGCGUCUGGAUAACAUGCUGCUGGCCGAGGGAGUGUCUGGUCCUGAGAAGGGCGGCGGAUCGGCAGCGGCGGCUGCAGCUGCAGCAGCGGCUGGAGGAUCACCCAACGACGGCAGCAUCGAGCACUCAGACUAUAGAGCCAAACUCGCACAGAUCCGCCAGAUCUACCACUCCGAACUAGAGAAAUACGAACAGGCUUGCAGUGAGUUCACCAAUCACGUGAUGAACUUACUGAGGGAACAGUCCCGCACACGGCCCAUCUCGCCCAAAGAGAUCGAGCGCAUGGUGGCCAUCAUCCACCGCAAGUUCAGCUCCAUCCAGAUGCAGCUCAAGCAGAGCACCUGUGAGGCCGUCAUGAUCCUGCGCUCUCGCUUCCUCGAUGCCAGACGUAAGAGACGCAACUUCAACAAGCAAGCCACAGAGGUGCUGAACGAGUACUUCUACUCUCACCUCUCCAACCCUUACCCCAGCGAGGAAGCCAAGGAAGAGCUGGCCAAGAAAUGUGGGAUCACUGUCUCUCAGGUCUCGAAUUGGUUUGGCAACAAGAGAAUUCGGUACAAGAAGAACAUUGGUAAGUUCCAAGAGGAAGCAAACCUGUACGCCGUUAAAACAGCCGUGGAUGCUGCCAAUGUGUCGGCACAGGCCAGCCAGGCAAACUCUCCAGCAACACCCAACUCAGGUGGAUAUCCUGCACCGUGCUACACACCUGACGGCAGGCUAUGAAGAUCUGUCAGGAAGUCCUCUUUACACCCCACAUCAUCUGAACGCUAAUAACAUCUGGCAAGACAACACCAACCCUUCCUCCAUCACCUCUCCACCAGGACCACCGGACAGCAUCCACUCCGACACCUCCAGCUAAUGAGGCUGGCACCACACACACACACACACACACACACACACACACA
Molecule: messenger RNA, 2321 nt
Organism: Carassius auratus (goldfish)
Lineage: Eukaryota; Metazoa; Chordata; Actinopteri; Cypriniformes; Cyprinidae
Product: pre-B-cell leukemia transcription factor 1-like
Exons: 9
Coding region: 1006-2139 (377 amino acids)
Biological process (GO): regulation of DNA-templated transcription
Cellular component (GO): nucleus
Molecular function (GO): DNA binding; DNA-binding transcription factor activity, RNA polymerase II-specific
Source: RefSeq, a predicted model, not a curated record